GAUCUAGAUUUAGAUCUAGAAUCUAAUAUCUAGAUCUAGAUCAUAACACACAGUUGCUUCAAUGUUAGGCUGGUACAGUUAGUACAGACAGGCUUAGAUUCUGCCUUCUGGUGUGCUUUCACUUUCACCAUGAUGGUGAUAGUAUUGAUGAUAGACCAACCAGUGUAGCGUUCACCGUGAACAAACGUUCCAGCGCUCUCACUCUUGUGUUGAAAGCGGGCAAUUUUAUCUAAGUAACCUUGCUCUUGACUUCAUUUGAGAUUGCUUCAGUUUCCUUUACUCCAAGACAAUGAGUUUGUUUGGAGGAGGAAACACUUUUGGCCAGUCCUCAGUGUUUGGGGCAUCUACAACCACCACAAAUUCCAAUCCGAUGAAAGAUUUUGAGGUGAGCUCCCCUCCUGAUGACAGUGUGAGCUGCUUAAAGUUCAGCCCGGGGACUCUUCCUUCGACCUUCCUGGUUGCUGGCAGCUGGGACAAUAAUGUGCGAUGCUGGGAAGUGCAGCAAAACGGUCAGACAAUACCAAAGGCACAGCAAACGCACACAGGACCUGUACUGGACGUAGACUGGAGUGAUGAUGGCACAAAGGUGUUCACAGCUUCCUGUGAUAAGACAGCUAAAAUGUGGGACCUCAACAGUAACCAGGCAAUGCAGGUUGCCCAGCAUGAUGCCCCCGUGAAGACAGUGCACUGGAUCAAAGCCCCGUCUUACAGCUGUAUCAUGACUGGCAGCUGGGACAAGACACUCAAGUUCUGGGACACUCGUUCCUCCACUCCCAUUCUGAGCAUUCAGUUACCAGAGAGAGUGUACUGUGCUGAUGUGAAAUACCCAAUGGCAGUUGUUGGCAUUGCAGGCAGGGCCCUCAUCAUAUACCAGCUUGAUGUACAGCCACAGGAAUUUAAGAGGAUGGAGUCUCCACUUAAAUAUCAGCACCGCUGUGUCAACAUCUUCAACGACAAAAAGACCAACGUCCCCACUGGCUUUGCCCUGGGUAGCAUUGAGGGCAGAGUGGCAAUACAGUAUGUGAACCCCACCAAUCCUAAGGACAAUUUCACUUUCAAAUGUCACAGAUCAAAUGUUGCACCCAAUGGAGGAGUUCAGGACAUCUACGCUGUAAAUGACAUUUCCUUCCACCCUGUCCAUGGCACUUUGGCAACUGUGGGUUCAGACGGACGGUUCAGCUUCUGGGACAAGGAUGCCAGAACAAAACUGAAGACCUCCGAACAGUUUGACCUUCCCAUCACCACUUGCUGUUUCAAUGCCCAGGGAAACAUCUUUGGCUACGCAUCAAGCUAUGACUGGUCAAAGGGCCAUGAAGGCUAUGAACCUCAAAAGAUGAAGCCUCACAUUUUCAUGCGAUCGUGUUUUGAUGAGCUAAAGCCAAGCACCAAGAGGAACUGAUGUCCCCCUUUGUUUUAUUUGUUUUGUUGUACAUCAUGUCUUGUUUUGUCCUUUGUGCAUUUUUUUGUCCCUGUUGGGAUGGAAGGAGGGGGUUUGUAUGGGAGAAUAGAAAAACAAUUUUUCACAAGUGUAAAGUGUUGUUUUAAACAUAUUUCCAACUUUGAUUUUAGUUGUUCCAUAAUUGCGACGUCUGUGAACCUCUGUUGUAAAGGUCUGAAAAGGUUGCUUUUUGUCCUAAAGUUUAAUGGAGAUUUGUUGUGGGGGGUUUUUGGUACCAUCUGUGACAGUUUAUGUAAUGUCUUUUUUCAGAUUUGAUUUAGUCAAUGAUUUAGUUAAUGUAAUUUAUUCAACUACGUCUAAGUUGAACCUUGAAGGAUAAGUUGUGCAGGCUGAAGAUGAAGAGUCUGGUGUUCGGAAAAACUGAAUAGCAUAUUUAACAAUUUUGUUUGACAAUUUGCAUGUUCAGCCCUGAUACCAUCAACGUGUCUAAGAAAGGAUUUAACUUAUUCUGCCAAGGCAUAUUGAUUUUGUGCUGUUUUUGUUUGGGAAUCAAUGCAAACAAAGCAUGAGACCAUUGCAAAGGGAUUUUAGGGGGGGGGGGGGGGGGUUAGAAUUGGAUAUGAACUAGUUAACUGUACAAUCGUUUAUAUUUUUCUCUCCCUUUUUAUGUAAAGCUUUUGUUGCUGUUGAAUAAAGCUUACGCCAUAGGUUUGUACCCUGCU
This is a messenger RNA of Aplysia californica (California sea hare), 2121 nucleotides long. Its product is annotated as mRNA export factor. Gene Ontology annotation, biological process: RNA export from nucleus; transcription-dependent tethering of RNA polymerase II gene DNA at nuclear periphery. The record is from RefSeq and is a predicted model, not a curated record. Bases 290 to 1399 code for a protein of 369 amino acids. Gene Ontology annotation, cellular component: nuclear pore. Gene Ontology annotation, molecular function: RNA binding; ubiquitin binding. NCBI's taxonomy places the organism in Eukaryota, Metazoa, Mollusca, Gastropoda, Aplysiida, Aplysiidae. The transcript is spliced from 11 exons.